UUGCCGAUAGAGACGAAUUUUUUGGUUCAUAUUGUAUAUAAAUAUUUAUAUCGAUGGCGAAAGAUUAAAAAUUCGCAAAGAAAUUUAUUCGCGUAACAUUCUUGUGCAGAAUAUUUGCCAUUGAUAUUUUCGAAAAUUAAGCAUAGCGACGGCAAUACGAUUUUCGGAAGGUUUUUAUUGGCUAUCCCGUGUUUUACAUUUGUACAUAAGUUUGUUGGAAAGUUUUGCAGAUGAAGAGAUUUUCAGUGAAGUGUAAUCAUAUGCAGCGCAUAUAUGUGUGCAUAUAUGAUUGAGUGCGCCUGCAAAUGCAAUCAACCCAUUAAAUCUAGUAAUAAGACAAUACUGAAUCAACAACCUUUGAACAAAUAAAUUUUAUACCAUUCAACAUGGAACGAUGUACAGACAAUCGCUCAACAACACCUCCACUCGAAACAAUGCCAAUCGCAUCCAAAAUGAAUGUGAAUGGGACACAAACAUUUCCAUCGUCUCUGUAUGAUAAGGAAGAUCAAGCUGAUAUCAGCCAAUCGAUACCAAUGUCAUCAUCAGAAGAUGCAUUAUACGUAUCAUCAACGCCACCACGACCGCCGUCGCGUGCAUCGAAAUCAAGUGCCCUUUGUAAUAAUGCAUCGACGUUGAAAGUGGAUGAUGAAGUGACGGGAAGCAAUUCAAAACCAAAAUCAGAUCGCUGCAAAAGCACAAAAUCUCUUGUGAUCAAUCGAAAGGCUGACGAACGAGACCGAAAACAUCGCCGUGAAAGACGAAGAAGCGGGUCGAAAAAGAGAGAUGUGAGUUCAAAAGAUGUGCCCAAAGAACUGCCAAAAAAUAGAGAAAUUCGUCGAACAGUCACUGAGCCUUCUAUUGAGUACUGCGAAAAUGGUCGAUAUUCGAGCAAUUGGAAAAAUCUAGCAAAUCCAGAGCCAAAACCAAAAUUGCGUAACUCUGAACAAAGCAGUAAAAAUACCACAGAACUGUGUUCAAAAUCUCCGCGUGUGAAAAUUGAAGAGCCGAAAAACGAGUGUUCACCACCAUGCAAAAUAAUGAAAAAGUCCAGUAAUGACUGUUUUAGGUCGUCAACUGAAGAUACGAAAUUAAUCGAAACUAAAUUAAGCAAACGAUUAGAAUCAAAUGAUAUGUUUAGUUGUGAGACAAUUGAUUUACCAUCAAAUAGUGUUGAGUCGGUAAGCAUUGAGCAAAAAUCAUUAAUUCAAGAGCAGAGCACCGUAAGUGACAUUCGUUUAGCGAACAAAAACAGUUCACCAUCGCAUGAAUCUAGUGAUAAUAUGGAUGUAACAUCAACGACACCGGAAACACCAAAAACUCCGCCCAUCGAAAGUAAAAAAUUGAUCGAACCAAAAUUGUCCGAAGAUAAAAUGAAGCAGUACAUUGAUGAAUAUGAUAGCUUCAUACAGCAGGUGUCAUCACCGCUUAAUGAAACACUGAAAACAAGCGAACAAAAUGAACAUAUCGUUGUCACCAAUGUUGAACCAACGGAGAGUUCACUUUCUCAACCAAAUGACUUGGCCAGCAAAAGAGAUUUACCAAAAAAUGAAGUAUCAUCAUCAACGUCUUCCGCACAAAAACUCGAUAAGAAAACCGAUGUACAACACUCAGAAUCGUCAUCAAGUUCAGAUGAUGAUGACGACAGCAGUACCUCUAGCAAUUCAUCGUCAUCAUCGAGUUCGAGUAGUAGCAGUUCAUCGGGCAGCUCGUCGAGUUCCAGUUCAGAUAGUAACGAUAACGAGUCACCACGUCGUCAACGACGAAAAUCCAGUUCAAAAAGAAGUUCACGUUCUGCCUCAAAAUCACCACGCAUCCGGCCUUCAAAACCAAGCAAUAUCGACGUAUCAAAACCACAUCGUUCGGAAACGGAUGAUUUGGAUUUUGGCGUUUGCGAAAACAACAAAACCUCUUAUACAAAUGGUAUUGAAGCGCUUAUCAAUCCAAUGUCAUUUGUAAAAGGCAUGGAUAUGUCGGCACUAAAAUCGCUGGACGCACUCAUAAAUGGUGAUGAUGAUGAUGAUCUUUUGAGUAACAUCCAGUCGUACAAAAAUAAUUAUCUCGAGGUAAUUAAGGGGAAAAAACAUGAUUCGGUCGCCAAAAAAUCAAAAUUGGACGAAGUAUCGACGAAUGACAACAGCAUCAAUAACAGCACAAUGGAUUAUAAUAACGGUUCUCUGCUUGAUGACAGCGAACGAAAAAAGAUUUCGUUGAAAUUGAAACCAACAACAACAUUAAAACAACAAUCAAAAGGAAUGAGCGAAUCAUUUCUUGAUAUCGAACAACAAUCACCAAUACACACGCAAACACCAACACCACCAUCACAACUACAGCCAGAGCAACAAAAAAAGUCACCAGAGGAGCAGUUGCAGCAUCAACAGUCACAAGCAAAGUCUCAGAAAGCCGCAGACGUAGAAAAACAAACAUCAAACGAGCAUAGCGAUCAAAUUGAAAAACGGUCGAGUGAUGGAAGUAUGACGUCAUCAUCGAAAAGGAAAAGUAGUCAUCGAAGAGAUGAACGCAAAUCGCGACGCAGUGAAGAUAGAAAAUCACGUCGUAGUGAGGAACGAAGUCGAUCAAGACGUGAUGAAAAUAGACGAUCCCGACGAAGUGAAGAACGAAAAAAUGAAAAGUAUUCAAAACGUGGUGAAGAAAGACGAUCCCGUCGAAGCGAAGAGCGUCGUUCAAAACACAGCGAUGAUCGUCCAUCUCGUCGCAGUGAAGAAAAACGGUCGAGACGAAGUGAGGAACGCAGAUCCAAACGACGACAUGAUCGAUCCCCAUCUGGUUCGAAUCAUUAUCGUGAAUCGUACUAUUCACCAUCGUAUCGAAAUCGUUCGGCGUCACCAUUGCCACGUGGACCGCGAACACCGCCAAAUACACCACCACCAAAUACAACCGAAUUUGAUGAAUUUCGAAUGGAUGACAUGACAAUGCGACAACAUAUGCCACCAUACGGUACACCAAUUAUGCCACCAGCAGCACAUUAUCAUCCGGGUCCAAAUCCAUUUCAAACGCCAAACUUGGCACCUAAUGGACCGCCAAAUUAUAUACACGAUUAUACUGCUUAUAUGCAUCCGAAUCGUGUGCCAGUACCGACACAACAUCAUUACAAUCGUCCACCUCCAAGUCUAAAUGUCAGUGCUUUAAUACCGCCACCGGGAAUGAUACCAUCGCCAGCGAUCGGACCGAACAAUGAAUAUUAUUAUGCAGCACCUCCUCCGUCGGCACAUCAUCAUCUCCAAAAUCAAGCGAUGCCACCAAAUUCAUAUUCGAAUCUCAUUGAAGUAUCACCGCAUGGUGUGCCAAAUACAUCAAAUGUCGAUUGCAUACGGAAACAACAAACGGACAAUCAUCGUCGUAAACCAACAAUUGCCGUGCAAAAGGGUAACGUUUUGGAAAUUGUGCCAAGUGCUGAACUUCAAUGUGAUAAAAAUAACGAGUCAAACAAUGUGGAGAAAUCGGAUAAGAUGCUUUCAAUUGAAAAACAGGCACUACAACGUCAAAAACAGGAACGAUAUAAACGCAAAAUGGAACGACAUCAAAAACGACUCGAACGAACAAAACGAAAAGAAUAUCUAUUGAAUGAAUUGGCACGAUUAAGUCAUUGCAUGACAUUUGGCAGUGAUAAUAAAGUGGUUAAAGCUAGUGAACUAUUGAAAUCAGUCACAUUCGAUGGCACAACCAUCAAUUUGUCCAAUUCAAAAGGUGACGAUGAAAAUGAAGACCUCGACGAUAUAUACAUUGAACCGCCAGUGCAUUCAUAUGAUCCACAAGCUCCAAUUGGACGUAGCAUUCUGUCUGAACGAAAUGACCCCGAUCGGGCAUCAUCAUCCAAGGAAAAGCGUCGUAGUGUUCUAUUUGCUGAUGGUGUGAUUCCUGGUGAAGGCACUUCUGCGUCGGAAGAAAGUGCAAAUGAAAAUGAUGAUAAUAUUACUAAACCAAAGAAACUUUCGUCACGUGUUAAAGACAAGAAAAAGGCCGGAAAUGUCACAGUGCCACCAUUUGCAAAUGAAUCAACGUCCACAUUCCUUGAAAAGGAAAAUUCAUUCGAACCAACAAAGAGAGAACCCGAAUCAAAUGAACAAGUUAUUCCGCCGCCACCACCAGGAUCACCUCCACCACACUUACCACAGCCAAAACUCAAAGAUCCCAAUAAAUUAAUGUUGAAUCAUUUACUUUUCUUUCAAUAUGAUUUGCGACGCAAUGAAAUGCUUAUAACACAAACACCGCACAUGAUGCCCAUGAUGAAACCGCCUGUAGUUCUUAAUACGCCUCCAGUUAUUCCACAGCUACCACCACCGCUGCCAGUUCAACAAAUGCUACCCAUUCAACCAUUAUAUCCAUAUAAAUCGAAUAGUGGUCGUCAUCAUAAUGAAUCAAAAACAUCAAAACCGAGCCGAUCGUCAAGCUCAAAACAUUAUCAUUCGUCUUCGUCAUCGUCAUCGUCAUCAUCGUCCCACAAAUCAAUGCAUACCACAAGCCACGAUACCAAUUUAAUCGUUCUCUCCAGUAGCCCGUCGAAUGUGUGAAUUCAUAUUGCCAAAAUGAUCGAAAGCAAAAAAAAUCCAUACGAACACCAUGAAGUUCAAACGACAAUAUUAUCUAUGAUACGGUUUAAAAAAAUGUUGAUCCGAAUCCAGUGCUUGUUAAGUAGUCAGUCUAUUGUCGCAAAUUUUCUCAUAAUAAAUUUUUUUAUUUUUUUUCUUCGCGCCGAAAAAAUUAAUAAUUGAUCAUGACAUCCAAAUUUUAAACAAAUUAUGUAUUAGACAUAUUUAAUUUAGACAUUCAUAAAUCGAAGUCAAACGGUAUUAUUAACAAAUAAUUUUGUUUUAAAUAAAAAUCAGCUGAGAUAAAAGUCGAAUUCGAAAUGUUCGAAUUUAUCACAUUAUAGUUCGAAAAAUGAACAUAAAGAGAAAGAAGAAGAAGUGGAAUAGAUGUUGUAUCUAUAUAAGGAAUACAUUUCAAGGAAUAAAGAUUCAUAGACUAAUUUUUGAAAAA
Contarinia nasturtii (swede midge) is the source of this 4998-nucleotide messenger RNA. Its product is annotated as serine-rich adhesin for platelets-like. The coding region runs from base 387 to 4529 and encodes 1380 amino acids. The record is from RefSeq and is a predicted model, not a curated record. NCBI's taxonomy places the organism in Eukaryota, Metazoa, Arthropoda, Insecta, Diptera, Cecidomyiidae. The transcript is spliced from 7 exons.